This is a messenger RNA of Hyalella azteca, 3450 nucleotides long. RefSeq names its product spermatogenesis-associated protein 20. The record is from RefSeq and is a predicted model, not a curated record. The coding region runs from base 134 to 2518 and encodes 794 amino acids. Gene Ontology annotation, biological process: carbohydrate metabolic process. NCBI's taxonomy places the organism in Eukaryota, Metazoa, Arthropoda, Malacostraca, Amphipoda, Hyalellidae. The transcript is spliced from 12 exons.
ACGUGCUCCUACUGACGACAUGUCCUGCCAGUGACAGCCUUUUGUCCAUAACGUCGUAAUUUGCCAUCAGUUGCAUUUGCAUCUUUCAUUGUUAUUAGUUGUAGCAUAUAGUAAUAUAUGAACUAUGAAGUAAAUGCAUACAUUAUUGCACCAGUUCAGGAGAGCCCUGAGUGUUACUACAGACCAUCUCGUGAUGGCAGCUGCUGCAACGAGCACCAGCAGUGGAACUUCAGAGAAGAAACUCAACAAACUUGCUUCUGAAAAGUCUCCUUAUCUUCUGCAACAUGCCACCAAUCCAGUUGACUGGUAUCCGUGGGGAGAUGAAGCCUUCAAGGCAGCCACAGAGCAAAAUAAGCUGAUUUUCCUAAGUGUCGGAUACUCUACAUGUCACUGGUGCCAUGUCAUGGAGAAAGAAAGUUUUGAAAAUCCCAAAGUUGCGGAAGUCAUGAAUGAACAUUUCAUCAACAUCAAGGUUGACAGAGAGGAGCGACCUGAUGUUGAUAAAGUUUACAUGACUUUUGUUACAAGUAUGUCAGGUUCAGGAGGUUGGCCCAUGAGUGUUUGGCUGACCCCAGACCUGCACCCAGUCUACGGAGGUACCUACUUCCCUCCCAACAACCGCUACUUUGGGCGACCUGGCUUCACAACACUGCUUGAAGCGCUGGCCAAACAGUGGGCCACUGAUGAAGAGAAAGUGCGUCGCUCUGGCACCGCCAUCUUGUCUGUGUUACAGAAGAGUGCUACUCUUGCCAGCCCUGUUGAUGAUGAUAGACCUCAUGGCACUGAAGUAGCAAUCAAAUGUUUAGCGCAACUGGCAAAUUCUUAUGAGCCUGAGUAUGGUGGUUUCAGUGAGUCACCUAAGUUCCCACAACCUAGCAACAUGAACUUCCUCUUCACCUAUUACUUACUGCACCCUAAUAUGGAGGACGCGAAGAAGGGUAGAGACAUGGCUCUCCACUCAUUGAAUAUGAUGGCCAGAGGAGGUAUCCAUGAUCACAUCUCGCAGGGAUUUGCCAGAUACUCAACGGACAAGAGCUGGCAUGUUCCACAUUUUGAGAAGAUGCUCUAUGACCAGGCCCAGCUUGUUCAUUCCUACCUCGAUGCCUUCCUAGUGACAGGGGAACAGCGUUAUGCGGAGAUAGUGCGAGACAUUCUAGACUACGUCAUGCGGGAUCUCAGCCAUGAGAGCGGUGGGUUCUACAGUGCUGAAGACGCCGAUAGUUUACCGACUGCUGAUAGCACUGAAAAGAAAGAGGGGGCAUUUUGUGUGUGGAGACACGAUGAGGUAUUGAAUUUACUGGACGGGAUGAAAGUGAGCAGUGAUGAAGGUUCAGACGUCAACAUAGCGGAGCUCUUCUGUCAUCACUACAGCGUUGUCAGCGCCGGCAAUGUGGACCCAUAUAAGGACCCGCACGACGAACUGAAGGAGCAGAACGUGCUGAUCGAGCACGGCAGCCUGCAGGAGACUGCAGAAGAGUUCAGCUUGAGUGAAGAAAAGACGCGACAAGCACUAGAGGCGGCGCGAAAAAAACUGCACCAGCACAGGCUGACCAGACCGAGGCCUCAUCUCGACGACAAGAUGGUCACGGCCUGGAAUGGAAUGAUGCUGAGCGCCGUGAGCCGUGCUGCUGUGAUCCUGGCAGAAGAACGAUAUGCUGAGCGUGCUGCAGCGGCCGUUCAGUUCAUCAUCAAGCAUCUCUCAGCACCAGAGGGCGGCAAGCUGUACAGAGCUGCCUACAGAGGGGAUGAAUCUCAGGUUACUUUAGGACCGCAUCCCACAGAAGGUUUCUGUGAUGACUACGCUUGGACAAUCCGUGGGCUGCUGUUGCUGUACAAGAGCACCCUUGACCAGCAGCACCUGCUCAGGGCGGAGGCUCUGCAGGAGGUGCAAGACUCUCUCUUCUGGGACGAUAAGGAUGGGGGAUAUUUCAUCACUCAGGCUGGCGACCCAUCCAUACUCGUCAGACUCAAAGAUGAUCAGGACGGCGCUGAGCCUGCAGUGAACUCCGUGGCGGCAGGCAAUCUGCUGCGGCUGGGCCGCCUGCUCGACAAGCAGGACCUGCUGAAUAAAUGCGACAUCAUCCUGAAGGUGUUCGGCGACCGCCUCAGCAAGAUACCCAUCGCGCUGCCGGAGAUGGCGACUGUCGCGGUCAUGCGCUCCGAGCCCACGUCUCAGAUCAUCCUGAGUGGAAGCAUCAAGUCGAAGAGCAUGAAGGAGCUGCUUGGCGUGGUGCACACAGUGCCUCAUCCUAACAGGGUGCUACUUGUCGCUACCACGGAUGAAGGCGCUCCGCUCUACGACCGCAACCCCAACCUCAUCAAAUACAAGCCUAAGCCUUCUUCAGUCUCGGCCACGGAUGAGGCAGCCACUUCAAGUGCAAGCAAAGACGGAACUGAAGAAGACUCGGCCAAGGCAUACGUCUGCUGCAACUUUGUGUGCUCACUGCCCAUGAGCAAGCCGGAACAACUCCGUGAAAGACUCGACAACGCUUUCAAAGCCUCCGCCGCUGCUGAGUGAUGCAUAGCUGAAGUAAAGUUAUUGUGAAGUUAAUGUCGCAUGAUACUGAAUUCUAUGUGAUGCAAUGAUGUUGUUGGUUGACGUAAGGAUCUGGCAUUCACCGCCCAAUAACGCUCAUGUGACUCUUACUGCAACGAAUUACUGUGUCAUGUAUGUCACGUGAAAAAGAGAUAAGUAGGGGUAGGGAUAAGUUUGGGUCGGACAAGCAGUUGGUUAAGCUGGAGGGGAUCGCUGCAUUCGACAGGUGGUGCUUGGGAAGCACCCUCCCUUGCCGUAUAAGUUGCAAUGGAAUCACAGCUGCCUAACGAGAUGACCUAGUGCUGAGCGAUUGAGGUGCGAGAUGCUCAGGUCUUCGUUGGGUCUGUGCCGUUGGUUUAGUUAGUGCCAGGCUUUCCUACGGUUAUCUUUUGCGUCAGAUGACGUACUGUCUUUGAGUUAACCAUGCAUUGAAAAGUCCCGUAAUCUCUCGUUUAGAUCAUCAACACAAUGCUGUUAAUGUAAAUCUAUAAAAUAUGAAUUAUUUUCAUGAAAUUUUACCUAAUUUACAAUGAGUUACUUUCUGCUGAGCUCGAAAAAAGUGUAAUUUUAAUUAUCAUUUGAUGGCGAAUGCGCUGUUUGUUAAGUUUUUUUUUUUCAAAUGAUGGACUGACUGAGUACUUUACAACCACCCUCUGUAUGGCUCUCAGCUGAUCUACAUAGACGUAUAUUAUACCAGAUAAAAAAUGCCGAAAUAAUAAGGAAAGUCAUUAGCGCGUGGCUUGUGCUUGGUGUUGGUGGAUAUUCACACGAAAAUCUACCCUCCCGUAUUCGGGACACUCCCCCUCAGAGGGGACUUCUGACGCGUGUCAGUGCUCGUCAGAAUUCCUAUGAGAUUUCGCGCUACUAGGGGGAUUGUUCCUGAGCGCCCCACCGCUGAGCUCGCGGUGUCUGAC